AAAAAAGAAAAAAAAAAAAGGUUCCAGAAACGGCGUAAACUUUAUUUCUCGGGCAGAGGGACAACGCAGGAAAGUUAACAAAAUUUCCGCGACAAACAAAGUGUAGUUAAAUUCAUCGUAGAGGAGUCGAUAGAUACACGACUGAAGAAAAGUCUGAGCAAAUGGUUGUUCCUUUCGACAGCGUGUUAGGCUGCUUCCAGAAAAGUGUUCUUCUACCUUUUACAGCGACCUUUUACGCACGACGCAAAAUUCUUGUGCCAUAGAUGGUAACUCAACGAGGUAAAUCGUUACCCGCAAGAAGCGAUCUCGCCAGUACGUUUGACAUUUAUUUUAUUCUACGAAGAGGACAAUUAAAAGUCACUGUCCAAAGAGAGAUUCACGUAAUUCCUUAUUCUUAAUUUUCAAAGCCAAUUAAUCGACUUUAAAGAAAGGAACUUUCGAGCGAAAGAGGAAACAGCACAAAGACUGUGACGGAGAUUGAGAAGGGACAAAAGAUUGGGACAGCGUGGAAUGCUAAGAAUCAAGAUAGGAAGAAUACACAGAAACAGAUGGGAGAGAAUGGUGGAAAGGAGGUGAAACAUGGCGGAAAGAUGACAAAGUAAAUGAAAUGGCUACGGCUAGAGUCGCAGGAGAGAGCAAAGAGAAGUUGGAACCGCAAACAAUUAUAACAGUAUCCAGUAUCUGAGGGACAAAGACGCCUCGCGAGCCGGUGGUGGUUUUUCUCUCGCCCUUCCAUCCAGGGACGUCGUGAUUCCAUCGAUCACAGCGAGAAGACGAUCAGACCCGUGUGGUUUUGUGGCCACAUCGUGA
Molecule: messenger RNA, 810 nt
Organism: Heterotrigona itama
Lineage: Eukaryota; Metazoa; Arthropoda; Insecta; Hymenoptera; Apidae
Source: the annotation of a GenBank genome assembly